UGGGGGUGAGACGUAGAGCUGCUGCUUAAGCAACAUGCCGACUGAGCAGCUUCGAGAAUCCAGCCACCAAGCGGCCAGUCGCCAAGAUCCCAAGGUCGCAACAGCAGCAGCAACAGCAGCAGAGGCCGCGGUCGAGACUGAGCCAACUUGGCCUGCCUCUUCGCGCAUCUUGACGAAAUAUGAGCGUACGGCUUGCCCCGAGCUCGUAGGCGUCGACAGGCAUCAUGGAUUCUUCGCAGCAAUGCCCAGUAUUAGAGGCCUGGUCGAGUCGAGGGUCAUCUUGUCCUUGCCAGUGAUGAUAACAGGAAGCCAGGGAUCAUCGGUCAUGUGCGAUAAGGGCAACCUGCUUCAGGUCGUGCAGCCUGUUACAAGCAUCAUCUUCCUUGUCGAUGCCUACUGGUACCUCUAG
Trichoderma citrinoviride is the source of this 409-nucleotide messenger RNA. RefSeq lists its product as hypothetical. The transcript is spliced from 4 exons. The record is from RefSeq and is a predicted model, not a curated record. Bases 35 to 409 code for a protein of 124 amino acids. Lineage: Eukaryota; Fungi; Ascomycota; Sordariomycetes; Hypocreales; Hypocreaceae.